This is a messenger RNA of Trypanosoma rangeli, 1935 nucleotides long. Its product is annotated as putative poly(A) polymerase. Gene Ontology annotation, cellular component: nucleus. The record is from RefSeq and is a predicted model, not a curated record. Bases 1 to 1935 code for a protein of 644 amino acids. Lineage: Eukaryota; Euglenozoa; Kinetoplastea; Trypanosomatida; Trypanosomatidae. Gene Ontology annotation, molecular function: RNA binding; poly(A) RNA polymerase activity. The transcript has a single exon.
AUGUCCAUCGCAGACAAGUCCUUUUUGGCGAAGAAAGUCAUCUCCGCGGAUGGCCCCUCGCCCAAAGAGGAGGAACAUAACGUGCCGCUUGUUGACUGGUGCGUGGCGGGGAUUGAGCCGGAGGAGGAGGCCAACAGUCGGCGCUCGGUGCUGGAGCACCUCAACAACAUUGUGCGUGCAUGGAUUCGCUCCACCAUGAUCACGGAGUUUCGUAUGCCAGCGGAGGCGGCAGCACAAGUGGAGGGACGCAUCUUCGCCACGGGUUCCUACCGCUACAACGUCCAUGCGUCGGGCAGCGAUAUCGACGUCGUCCUCAUCGCUCCCAACCGCAUCACUCGUGAACACUUUUUUAACACACUCGCCCCAUGCCUACAGCAUGAAUCGCGUAUUACCGAGCUGCACUGCAUUCGAGACGCCCGAGUGCCUCUUAUUGCGAUGGUAGCAGACGGAAUUGACAUUGAUUUGUCCUUUGGGUCGAUUCGACAGGAUCGCGUGCCGGAAGUGAUCACCGACGACCUGCUGCAAGGGCUUGAUGACCAGUCUGUGCUAAGUUGUAAUGCGGUGCGUGUGGCUCACAACAUCAUGGACCUCGUUCCACACAAGGCGUCCUUUCGUCAGGCCCUGCGCUUUAUCAAGGCAUGGGGAAAAGCACGCGGAAUUUACAGCAAUACAUUUGGCUUCCCCAGUGGUAUUGGGUGGGCCAUUCUUGUUGCCUUUGUGUGCCAGUGCCACCCGAAUCAGAACGCCGCAGGUAUUGUGGUCCGCUUCUUUCGCAUCUACCACGCAUGGUUCUCGCCGAAUCCGUACGAGACUGGCAAGGAAAAUAGAGCCAUCUAUUUAACCGAGACAAUGCGUGUUAAAACGAACCUUGGCCGCAGCUGGGACCCGCGCGAGUCCAAGUCCGAUGCGAUGGCGCUUUUCCCCGUUCUCACCCCUGCCGUGCCGUACGGCAAUGCGUGUUUUAAUGUGACACUGACAAAUCUUCGACAGCUGUGUGUCGAGUUUGCCCGGGGGCAUGAAAUUUGCUGCUCCAGUCUUGCCACCUCCGUUGAGGAGGCCAAGUCAUGCUUCGGUCCAUAUGGUGUGUGGAGUAGGCUUCUAGAACCUGUCAAGUUUUUUGGGGAAUAUAAGUACUACCUGCAUGUCCAGGUUUCGUGCACGGACGCCGAGGCGUAUCAGGGCUACAUCGACGCUGUGGAGUCGAAGAUACGCUUUCUUUGGGCUGGCACGGCAGAGACGCGAGGCCAGGCACUGGAGAAUGUUCGUCACAUUCGACUCCAACUGAAUCCACGGCGGUAUGAGGUACCUGAGGAGGCUGAGGUGCGGGCUCGUCUCCUAAAAAAGGGGUCGCGUAGCAGCGGUGGGGGUCACAGCUCUACGGAGUUGUUCUUUCAACAACGUUCUGGGGCGGUGGAGGGCGGCGCUGUGCAAAGGGCGUUUACUUGCCAUUACUUUAUUGGCAUGCAUGUGGAUCAGAAGGCAACUACAAGGAAAAUUGAUCUUGCCCCAAGCAUUCGAGCCUUCCACAGUAUUGUACGGCAGCUUCGGCAAUACAAAGAGGGUGUCACGCGCCUUCCCGUCAUUACUGUGGAGGAUAUCUCAAAAAUACCAGCAUUUGUGAAGACGGCAGUCGGCUACAAGGAAUCGGUGGCGGCGUCGGAUGCCGAUACAGCGGCGGCCAAGGUCCACGAUGACAAUAACGCCCUUUCCACAGUGGCUGGAGAGAAGCGUCCUCGUGACGACGAGGAUGCAAAAACUGACGCAGGUGCGGCGACAAAAGUGGCAGCUCAGGAGGCCUUUGCCGCACCCGCGACAGGCACCUUUGGGACGCUUAAUGGGAAAUCAAAUACUGAGACUGCGGCUGAUGCUGCAAAGGACACCGUAAAUGAGGAUGAUGAUCCGGAUUUAGAAGAGGCGCUAGGCCUUGGCUUUUGA